Anopheles arabiensis is the source of this 1960-nucleotide messenger RNA. RefSeq lists its product as uncharacterized. Bases 239 to 1189 code for a protein of 316 amino acids. The transcript is spliced from 7 exons. The record is from RefSeq and is a predicted model, not a curated record. Lineage: Eukaryota; Metazoa; Arthropoda; Insecta; Diptera; Culicidae.
UUGCGCGGCCAGGUUUAUUUUUUUCCUGACACGGCCCCACACUAUAAAACCGAUCGUCCGGAAGCAGCGCACGCUUAAUAUUACCUUGAUCUUGAACCGCGUCGCGAUCAGAAACGUCGCGCCGAAACGCCGUAACGGAAUCUUCUCUUGCCAAAUUCGAAGCCGCAAGUGUGCACCUGUGAGGUGUGGUGUGUGCGUGAGUGUGCGUGUGUGUAUACGGAGAACCAGCUGACCAGCGAUGAUUAGCAUAGGCAGGCGGAACGAGCGGCGGCCAAUGGCGGUCGGGUUGGUGUGGAUCGUCCUCAUCGGAGUGGCCGUUGCGGCGCAGGAGCAAGAUGCCAAUGUGAAAGUGGAAAUGUCAGCUACAGUCGAUUCUUCAGCCCUGCUCGAGGCGGCGCUCUGUGCGGUCAAACCCAACCCGGGCCAGUGCGUACGGCAACAGGCCGCCCGUGUGCUGGGCAACUGGGAAGACAUUCUAAACGCCAAGAAGAUGGAAAUGCUCGCCGAAGCAGACAAGGAGGUCACGGCGCGACAGCAAAGCCGAGGUCUCAGUGAUGCUGAGAUUGCACGAGGCAAACCAUCCACCCUGAUGCAACAGAUCGAGACGGGUCUCGGUGCCCUUUCGGAAUUCGUAUCGGAAGGUGUCGAUGAAUAUGUAUCCGACAAGGAGGAGGGCAAGGAGGAGGAAGCCUCAUCGAAGACGCACAUCCACCAUCUGCUGAAGCUAGGCAAGCGUAAGGGCAAGAAGAAGAAGACGUUCAUGAAGCUGUUCAUUCUGGGCGCUGCACUGAAGGCCAAAAUCGAACUGCUGCUCAAGAUCUUGUCGUUCAAGCUGCAGCUGAAGUUCUUCGCCGUGGCACUGAUCGGCCUGCUGAUCAACAUUGCCCGAUUCUGGAUCGAUUUCAAGAAGCAACCUUCUCCACAAAAGGUGAUCUACUACGAACAUGCGCAGCAUCAGCAUCACUACGACGAUCACGGUGACGGUGAUUUCGGUGGCUACUGGAAGCGAUCGCUCCACAAUGUCCAUGACGACGAAGGUCCCAGCUACCCGGGUGGACACGAUCGUGCGGAGCGUUACGACGAGCCCUACCUGUACCGCAACCCGAAGUACACCCCGUCUACCAACCAUUACGCACCACAGCUUGCCGAUCCGCACGCGAUGGCGUACCAGCAGCAGCGGCCAUACUAAUAAUGCAAGCGCGAUGCGCGUACGAACGCGAACCGCAUUUUCCUAGCAUUGGGGUUACGUAUCCCACUCGAGAAUCCAUUCCAUCUUUGGUUCAGUUUGCGUUAGGUUGAGAGACGCUUCGCGGAGCGAGAGGCAGGCAGCAUGUUUUAUCAUCACUCAUUAUCAUACUGUCAUUUUUUUCAUCGAUUUGUACAAAUUUCGAAAGGGAAACGUACAACAUCCUCCAAUUUCUAACCCUUCCAGGAUGCUGCCAGGAAGUAAGGCAUUUGCUUUCGUUGUAAAGCAUUCAAGAUUCCAAACACCUGAAGCUAAAGGAUAUUGGGGAGGAGGUUGUGCAUUUCUCUUACCGCUUGCCUUUUGCCGCGAUUGUUCGGAAGAGAAGGGAGAGAGAGAGAAAACACUUAACGGAUUCUGGAAUACUCGUGUAGCUCUCCUACGACCAUUUGGCUAACCCCACAGUAGAGUGUUGAAUGGUGGGCCGUUAAUUUAUUAAAACUGUUAAUUUAUUGAAGUUAUUUAUUUGCUCACCAACUCGACCGUUUAGGCUAAGCCUACCGGCAGCAAUCGGACGUUUCUGUUCGAAUGGUUUCCCAGUUUUUCCACCCCUGGUUUGAAGUGAAUUAAUGUUAAUGUUGUAGGUUACAAAUAAAGCCUUUAUGAAACGAAAAUACACCCAAACGCUUUAGGCGCAAGCAGCUUUUUGAGUUGGAGACUUAUAAAAUAGAUGCUAAAUUGGUUGAAAUUAAACAGCAAGCUUGAUUUGACGACUGA